GAGGAUGCAAAGCGACGAAGAGACGAACGGGUGCUGAAGCAGGUAGGCAAGUCGAUGAGUGAAUUCCAGCUUGAGUUGCAAGCGCUGAGGGAAGAAGCGAUGAGAACAAAGGAGGAAAUUUUCUUCAAGACCAGGUACAUCUUCCUUCUUGGUCAGGAAACGAACAGAUGUAGACUGUCUGUGUCUUCCUUCACUCCUCGGAGGGUUUGUGACAGCGGGCGGGGAGCAAGAUUGAACUCCUCGAAGCUCGUCAAGAUCUAUGAAGACCUGCUGGCGUACAAGAAGUUGAACAAGAUAUUCUUUCAGUGGAUCAUCAGCUGCAAGAAUUGCGUGAUUGAUCGCAUCUCGUCGGGUGAGAGGCAACGGGGGGUGGGAGAAGGAGAAGAAGUGGAAGUCGUCCACAGUCAAUAGAACUUCAAGCAAGGGC
Messenger RNA from Guillardia theta CCMP2712, 427 nucleotides. RefSeq lists its product as hypothetical. NCBI's taxonomy places the organism in Eukaryota, Cryptophyceae, Pyrenomonadales, Geminigeraceae. The transcript has a single exon. The record is from RefSeq and is a predicted model, not a curated record. The annotation marks the transcript as partial.